AUGAGUUCUUCAGCUACCAAAGCUGCCAAGCAGCAACUUCGGAAGCUCAUGAAGGAGAAGCUGUCCACCGUCUCGCAGGAGUCGGUACGUCUUCAGAGCCGGCAGAUAUUCGAGUCCCUGCAGGACUUCCAGCCCUACAAGGACGCACGCCGCGUGAGCAUCUAUCUCUCAAUGCCUGCCGCCGAGAUUCAGACAGAUGCCAUUGUGCGCCAUGCCUUGCGGGAGGGUAAGCAGGUGUUUGUCCCAUAUCUUCAUAAGUCACCCUUGGAAACACCAGAUACCCCUGCCCGAGUCAUGGAUAUGGUCCAUCUCAAAAAUCUACAGGACUAUGACAGUCUCAAGAGAGACAGCUGGGGCAUUCCCAGCAUUGACCCGGCCACAGUCCAUGAACGCCAGCGCAUACUCGGAGGCCCUGACGUACACCACUCAGACAAAUCUACACUCGACCUGAUCUUGGUCCCUGGUGUCGCAUUUGAUACAGACGAGGCUGGUGCUAUCCGAAGGCUUGGGCACGGGAAAGGCUUCUACGACUUCUUCUUAAAUAGAUAUAUGGAAAAGGCCGGCGAAAACACGCUGCGGCUUUACGGGCUUGCUCUCACUGAGCAGUUCAUUCCCGACUCGUCGGAGCUGAGUGUUCCGAUAGGGCAGUAUGAUAGAAAACUCCAUGGGCUGGUACUAGGAAAUGGCGAGAUUAAAGGAGGGGAUAAGAAGAGCACGCAAUAG
Molecule: messenger RNA, 723 nt
Organism: Clonostachys rhizophaga
Lineage: Eukaryota; Fungi; Ascomycota; Sordariomycetes; Hypocreales; Bionectriaceae
Source: the annotation of a GenBank genome assembly